AUGCCGCUAAGAACUGUGCAUACUUCUUCCCUUUUUGACCCCAAAGAGAAAAAGGUGCUCCGCGAUGUCUCCAUAACGGUUGACUCUGGAUCUGGAUUGAUCACGAGGGUCUUCAAGCGAGAUGAUACUCAAAGGCCGUUCGCUGAAAUCUUCGGAGAUGGAGAUAUUGAUCUAAGGGGAAAGUUUGUUAUGCCGGGACUAGUCGACGCACACACCCAUGUAUUUCUUCAUUCUUACGACGAAGCUGGUGCGCUCCAGCAGAAACGAGAUGAGAGCAUGACGGAGAGAAUUGUGCGUGGUGUUAACCACUGCCGGACUGCAUUGAUGGCGGGCUAUACCACGUAUAGAGCAUUGACGCUGACUGGAUCAACGUGCAGAGAUCUAGGAUCAGAAGGCAUGAAAGAGUGUGAUGCGAACUUGAGAGAUGCAAUUGCUCGAGGGUUAACCCCAGGACCCAGGCUAUUUGUUGCGACACGCAUCAUUGCCAGUACUGGGUCCUUCGAGUGUCGCACAGAAAACUCUGAGGGUGGACACUGUCUCCCUGCUGGCGCAGAUGCUGUUGAUGGUGUCGAACAAUGUCGCCAGGCAGUGCGUCGUCGUGUCGCCGCUGGGGCAGAUAUCAUCAAAUUCUUCGCAGAUUACAGAAGACGCAUCAUGCGAUCACCGCCAGCGCAGCAACAUCCCUAUAUCCCAAGUGUAACACACCCGCCAAAGGAUCCCAACCCGGACUACAUGGUCUUCUCGCAAGAGGAGAUGGACAUGAUUGUACGAGAAGCCGCGCUGGCGCGUUGCCCGGUCUCCGCUCAUUGCUGCACCCUCGAAGGCGCACUUGGGGCGAUCGAGGCGGGCGUCAACACUCUCGAGCAUGUCUAUUUUGCCACUGAUGAAAUGUUCAAGAAGAUGGUAGAGAAGAAGGUGAUCAUGGUGCCCACGCUGGCGAUUGCUGAGAAGCUGCAUGCCAGGCGUUUUGACCAAAUCCUUCAUCAGGUGAAAAGAGCUCACGAGCUUGGGGUUCGCCUUGCCUGUGGAGGCGAUACUGGCACAUAUCAUCAUGGAGACAAUGCUAGAGAGUUAGAACUGAUGAUCGAGGCAGGUAUCCCCAUUGCUGAUGUUCUAGAGUCCUGUACCGUUGGAGGUUGGGAAGCAUGUGGGGGUGAUCUUUGCGGGAGACGGUUUGGCUGGUUUGAAGAAGGAUUGCAAGCGGACAUCAUUGCUUUGAACAGUGAUCCGCACGAGGAUCCUUCAGCAUUGCGAGGUGUGAAUUUUGUGAUGAAAGAUGGAAUGAUUUUCAAAAUGAACAACGAACAGCAUAAAGAAUAG
This is a messenger RNA of Clonostachys byssicola, 1320 nucleotides long. The record is from the annotation of a GenBank genome assembly. Lineage: Eukaryota; Fungi; Ascomycota; Sordariomycetes; Hypocreales; Bionectriaceae.